AUACAAUACUCUUUACUCGUCGAGAAAUAUAUGUCAAGUCAAUGUUCCGGUGUCUGUGUGUAUGAACCUGAUGAUGUACAUUGGUGGACCCUUUGCCAAGAUUUUCAAGCCUCGGUGUAUGAACAACCAUGCCUCAGCUUCUCCGGUCGCGAUUCCUGCUCAACCCAUCCUCUCGAUGAAGUACGGCCAUCCAUCAUGAACCGCAUACGAGCCUUCUCAGGCCAGCAUCCCGCGCUGCGCGGAAUUUCCAGACGAUUUGCGCACACCAAAGAACCAGUCACCACCAAUGUAGCUCCGAUAGUGAGACGUCGAUUGCGUACAGAGUACAUGUGGUACGGCUUCGUAUUUGCAUCGGGCGCAGGAAUCGGCCUCAUCCUCAGUCAUUUUGCUGCACCCGCUCCGCUCCCUCCUCAUGGCAGCCGGGAAGACCAGCUUAACAUGCAGGCUCUGACCAAUGAGGUCGACGAUUUGGAGAUCGUAAAGUACAUGCGCUCACAGAGCCCUGCGUUGCGUUCCAGAUUGCCGGAGUCAACGAAAGACGCGCCCGAGCAGCCCACUGACGACUCGGUAGCGGAAUCUAAGCCCAAAGAAUGGGUGGAGUUGGACUUCAAGACGAACAUCACAGAAUCGAAGGACGAGGGUUCGCAGAGUACACGGACGAUUACACACCAGACUUUGGCGGGCUACAAAGGCUUAGGAGUGCAACGCGCAUUCUGGAAUGCAGAGACAAAGGAGUUGGUAGCUGUGGUGUGGAUAGGGGCAUCAAUGAGCGGAUGGCCAGGAGUUGCUCAUGGCGGCUUGGUAGCAACCAUAGUCCAGGACUGCAUGUCGAGAAUGGUCGCAGGGCCUGAUGCGUCCCUCGACACAGCACCCCUCCCAAUAUCCCUGGGUGUUACUUAUGCUAAACCCACUUUGAGUGCGAGCUUCUAUGUCGUUCGCGCAUCUUUCACAAAACCAAAGUCACCGCAGACCGAACCUCCGCCCGACUCCGAACCCGCGCCCGCCAAAUCAUGGCUACCGUGGUGGAAGGAUCUCACGAAGAAGGAACAGAACGAUGGAGCGCAGAAAACGGUUGAGAUAUUGGGUACUCUGGAGAAUCUCCGAGGAGGCCUUCUCGUCAGGGCCAAAGGCACAUUUCCGGCUGCGAGUACGAAGAUCUGA
Molecule: messenger RNA, 1161 nt
Organism: Periconia digitata
Lineage: Eukaryota; Fungi; Ascomycota; Dothideomycetes; Pleosporales; Periconiaceae
Source: the annotation of a GenBank genome assembly